GUAACUUCUGCAAUGCCUCAGAUUAUUGCAUCUGAAUAAGAUCUUUGCAUUUUUAUUUGCUUGGUGCAUCUUGUCUUUGCUUUUUGCAUCUUUACCUGACAUUUUAAGCAAUGAUGCACUUUAACAGAAGCAUUUUUUCUGAACUCCUUUACUAAGGACAUGGAAACAGAGUACAAUAAGACAUCUGGAGUUGUCUUGCUUGGGUUUAUUUAUAGCGCAAAUGAAAGGGGUCUCAUAGUCCCCAUUUUAAUUUUUUUGGUGAUACUAGGAAUUUCUGCAAACACACUUAUCAUGUUUAUUGUCUAUUUAAAGACUUUCUUAAGGUCACCCAAAAAUCUACUCAUCUGUAAUUUAUGUGCUGUGGACAUUUAUGGCAUUAUUACCACCUGUCCUUACUUCAUUGUUAAAUUUGUUAUAGGGGAUUUUACACCAAUGGACACAAAGCUUUGCUUGAUGCAGUACUACUUCUAUGUUGUAUUCAGCUGCCUUUCUGUUUUUACUGUGACGUUAAUGGCUGUUGACAGGUACUAUGUGAUCUGUAAUCCUUUUGAGUAUGAAAUGAAAGUUACAAAUGAAAGAGUCUUUUUAUCUUUAGCAGUGUCUUGGAUGUUUGCCAUUGUUUACCCAAUGUUUUAUGCUUUUUCAUAUAUUGGCCAUGACUCUUGCCAUCUGGUCUUGUCUUGCAGUUUCAUGUGUACCGGUUCUUCAUUGGAGGAAAGCAUGUGUAUACCCACAACCUUUCAGAGAGUAUACCGGCUCUUUAUGCUCUGUUCCCACCUUACCGUGUGUCUCAUUAUGGUUGGCUUUUCCUACGCCAAAAUCUUACAAGCAUCUCAGAGUGCCCGACUCUCAGACUCUUCACGCAAGGCUCUCAGCACAGUGGUCACACACAGCAUUGUUCUCGCCAUCUUCUUUGUGACAUCUCUUCUUCUUAUUGUUACUGGAAGCCUUCAAACAAGCAACAAGACUUGGGUAGAUGGAGCCAAUCCCAGAAAGAAGGGGUACAAGGCAAGAAUGAACCCUGGAUGGUACGUUAAAUCAUCAUGUGGCGCACACCCACACACCCUCACUAGCUUACCAAGCAAUACAACAGCAUGUUGCUGGACUGUGGCAGGAAAACCCCACAAAAUUCAACUGCCACAGAAAAGGAACCCAGUCAAGAAUGAAAGAAUCAAAAGAUGCAUUAAAUGAUCCUUACUGUGCCACAGUUCCACACUACAUCCAGUUAUUUAAUGAACUGUGAAUUGCUGCUGCUUUGAACACAACUCAUAUUGAAUUCAGUAAUUUCUGUUGAAAAUCGUUUGUUCAUAUGUAUGUUUAGUUUUUAAUUGUGAACCAUGUAACCUUGAUUUGCCUCUUCAAAAGAUUAUACCAUAAGUUUAGACAUUUGCAAAAUAUGUAUGCAAAACAAUUGGCAAAAAUUCAA
Molecule: messenger RNA, 1426 nt
Organism: Erpetoichthys calabaricus (reedfish)
Lineage: Eukaryota; Metazoa; Chordata; Cladistia; Polypteriformes; Polypteridae
Product: olfactory receptor 1073-like
Exons: 2
Coding region: 160-1191 (343 amino acids)
Biological process (GO): G protein-coupled receptor signaling pathway
Cellular component (GO): membrane
Molecular function (GO): G protein-coupled receptor activity
Source: RefSeq, a predicted model, not a curated record